AUGUCGGCCAAUGUAGCCCUUUCCUCCAGGCAUCGAACUGACAUGGCUACUCUGUUUGAUGUUUUUUGUGAGGUUGGGGCUGGCGGUCAAGACGGCCUCCCAGUGAUACUAACAAAAUAUCCGGAAGAUUAUAACGAUGAACACGCGCUAAAAAGUGUUCGGCAAUUCAGCUUCCCAUGUGGUCUGAAAGAAGCUGAUUCCGACGCGGUCCAGCUGUUCUCCUUUGUUCUAACCGAUUCGCAAUCUCAAUAUACAUUUGGUUAUUGUCGAUUUACUCCUAGGAACAAUACAUGUAUCUGCAUAUUGAGCGGUUUUUCCUGGCCUGGUGUGUUUUACAAAAUUUUGAACCACGUUUCAAUUAUAAUGAAUAACGGCACGCAAGACGAUCUGGACGCUAUACUCACACGGAUAUAUCAUACGGAUAUCCCUAAUAUCGGCGAUACGCUCCAGUUCGAAUGUCACAAUGGAAUGCAUGUAAGUCCAAUUACAAAAUUCCAGUGA
Molecule: messenger RNA, 501 nt
Organism: Cooperia oncophora
Lineage: Eukaryota; Metazoa; Nematoda; Chromadorea; Rhabditida; Trichostrongylidae
Source: the annotation of a GenBank genome assembly